Colletotrichum graminicola M1.001 is the source of this 3921-nucleotide messenger RNA. Its product is annotated as CAP-Gly domain-containing protein. Bases 1 to 3921 code for a protein of 1306 amino acids. Gene Ontology annotation, biological process: establishment of mitotic spindle orientation; nuclear migration involved in conjugation with cellular fusion. Gene Ontology annotation, cellular component: spindle pole body; cell tip; microtubule associated complex. The record is from RefSeq and is a predicted model, not a curated record. NCBI's taxonomy places the organism in Eukaryota, Fungi, Ascomycota, Sordariomycetes, Glomerellales, Glomerellaceae. The transcript is spliced from 2 exons.
AUGUCGGACCUAGCACCUGGCCAGACGGUGCGUCUGUCUGAUGGCCGGACUGGUAUCGUGCGCUUCGUCGGCGGCACGCACUUCGCCAGCGGCGACUGGGUCGGCGUCGAGCUCGAGGAUGACAGCGGGAAGAACGAUGGCAGCGUUCAGGGAGAGCGCUACUUUGACUGCGACAUGGGACACGGCAUGUUUGUGCGCCCGACGACGUUGGUCAUCACCGCCCAGGCCCCCGCGGCGGCGCCGAAGCCCGCUCGCAGGCCCAGUCGGCCGAGCAGCUUCAACCCGGGCUCGGGACGGACGGCCAGCGAUGCGGGAUUGGUGAAGAGAAUGAGCCUCAAUGCCCCGAGUCCGAGUCCGGGGCCUAAAACGCCACGGCCGCCGAGCACACUGAGGUCACCGACCAAGUCACCCACAAAACAGCUCGGAUCAACAACUUCGAGUACUGCGCCGUCACGCACUAACACACCCUCCACCACCCGUACACCGACCGCCGGGGCUAAGGCACGGCCCGGCGUGGGUCCAUCUCGCACAUCCAUGGGCCCUCCAGCAAUGCCCGCAUCCAGAGCCACUCGACAGCCCUCGGCAUCUUCGGCACCGACAAGACCGACCCCAGGGCGACCUACGAGCGGUCGGCUUUCCAUGACUGGGCGGACAACCUCUGCCAGACGACCGUCUGCUGACUUGGCUGGGGACGACGAUACGAUGUCACCUAAUAAGGAUGGCGAGAAUAGCCCUGUGAGAGCCAGGACGAAAGCCCUCGAGAAGCUUACGUCAGGCUCGGCGGCAACCACGCCCGCAAGCUCUACUAAACCCGCGACAACCGCCCGUCCUACGACAAACGCCGCCGCCGCAAAUAGAGAGAUCGAGGAUCUGAAAGCAAAGCUCAAAGUGCUCGAGAGAAAGAGGUUAGAAGAUAGAGAGAAGAUUAAGCAGCUGGACCAGGUCCAAGGCGAGCGGGACAGGUUCCAGUCAAUUAUAGAGAAGCUGCAGGCCAAGUAUCAGCCCCAGCAGACUGAGAAUAAUGAGUUGCGGAAACAGCUGAAGGAGGCCGAGGAGAGGUUCGAAUCCAUCGAGGCGAUGCAGAUGGAGCACGAGACGGCCCUGGAGCUCGCGACGCUGGACCGUGAGAUGGCCGAAGAGACCGCCGAGGUCCUUAAAGUCGAACUCGAGGCUCUGAAGCAGAAGUCAGAAGAGCUGGAGCUCGAGGUCGAGAUUCUUCGUGAGGAGAAUGCAGAGUUUGAACAGGGCAUGUCGUCGGAAGAGCGUGCCAGCACCGGCUGGCUGCAAAUGGAGAGGACCAACGAGCGGCUCCGCGAAGCGCUGCUGCGGCUGCGCGACCUGACACAGCAGCAAGAGGAGGAGCUGAGGGACCAGAUCAAGACUCUGGAGGAGGACCUGAAGGAGUUUGGCACCGUCAAGGAGCAGUUUGCGACAGCGAAGGACAAGCUGGCCCAGUCCGAGGCAGCCGUCGAGGACCUCCGACAGCAGCUGGACAACGCUCUGGGUGCCGAGGACAUGAUUGAAGAGCUCACUGAGCGGAACAUGAGCAUGUCUGAGCAGAUUGAGGAACUCAAGGCCGUUAUCGAGGACCUCGAGAAUCUCAAGGAGAUCAACGACGAACUGGAGAUCAACCACGUCCAGAACGAAAAGGAGAUGCAGGAGGAGCUCGACUUCAAGGACAGCGUCAUCACGGAGCAGGCCCGACGGGCAGCCGAGCAGGAAGAAGCACUGGAAGACAUGGAGUACACUUUGUCCCGCUUCAGAGGCCUGGUCACCAGCCUGCAGAGCGACCUCGAGGACAUGCGGGCGUCGCACGCCGUCACCGAGACCGAGUCCGAGCAGCUCAACAGCAAGUCCCGCGCCAUGAUGGACCUGAACAUGAAGCUCCAGAUCUCCGCUUCCAAGGCCCAAGUCAAGACCAUCGACCUGGAGCUGCGGCGCCUGGAGGCUCAGGAAGCCGAGCAGCACUUGGAGAUUGUAAAGAUGUUCCUUCCCGACACCUACAAGGAGGACCAAGAUUCCGUGCUCGCUCUGCUGAGGUUCAGAAGACUCGCCUUCAAGGCGCAGCUCCUGCAGUCGUUCAUCAAGGAUCGCGUCAACGGCCAACCUCAAUCCGGCCACGAGGACGACAUCUUUGCCGGUUGCGACGCCAUCGACAAGCUCACAUGGGUCGCUUCCAUGUGCGAGCGGUUUACCAACUCCAUCAGCCACUGCUCGAUUGAGCAGUUCCAGCGGUUCCAGAACGCCCUGUUCGAGCUGGAGCCGGUGGAGCGGGCAUUGAACGGAUGGAUCGACGGCCUGCGCCGGGACGAACUUAAGGAGCAAAAGUGCGCGGACGAACUGCAGCGCACGAUUGCCCUCAUGUCUCAUCUCGCCGAGGUGCACCUCACCAACGAGCUGCCCGAUUUCGCCGAGGACACUUACAUGCAGACUGUCAUCAUGCAGAGCCACUUGGAAUCUGCUGGCUCGACAUUUGCCACCCUGAGAGCCAUGGUCCAGACGGUCAUUCCUGCCGAGUCCGAGGAGGACGAGAUGGCGCAGCACUUCAGCAAGAAGUCGGAGUUUGUCGUUAACCAGACCCGGAGCGCCAAGGUCAUCGCCGGCAAGGCUGUACGAGCCUUGCAGGACCUCAAGUCCAGGUCCCUGGCGCUGCCGCAGGAGACCAAGGAGUCUUUCGAGCAAUGUCAAGAUGCCACCCGCCAGCUUGCUGCUCUGGCCCGGGAGAUUGGUUUCGAACUGCACGCGCUUCUGCACGAGGAGGGCCGCACCGAGCCCUACACGUAUCGCGAGGUCCAGGACACCAUCUCAAAGGCCACCACCAAGGUUACCAUGUCGAGCGAGUCUGACUUCUUCUCAACGUACUUGUCAAAGCUUCGCACCCUCACCAGCCAGAUCUCGGACCUGGCCGCGCUCAGCGUGGACCUGUCCCAGACGCAAGAGUUCGAGGUCAGCCCCGCCCCCUGGAAGCUCCGCGCCCAGGAGCUCAAGGCGACCAAGACGAUUCCUGUCGAUGCGGAGGAGGAGUUGCGCCGCCUUAAGGAGGAGCACAACGAGGCCCGCCGGGCGAUUGCGCAGCGCGACGAGAACCUAAGCACGGCCAACCUCAAGAUCGAGACGCUCGAGUCGCGGAUGAAGGACGCUAAUGCCAAGGCUUCCCGCAUCGAGGACCUCGAGGCGCAAAUCGAGGCCGCCAAGCAGAAGGCCGCCAGCCUCCAAGAAGACAUUGACAAGCAGGACCGCGAGCUCAAGACUCUGGAGACGGACCGCGACAAGUGGAAGAAGAUUGCGGGCGACAGCAAGGUGUUCACGGACGGUGCGGGCGCGGCGGGCGCCAAGGCGGGCCAGGAGCGGGCGGUGGCGACGGCGCGCGAGAUGGACGCUCUCAAGAGCGAGAUCGCGAGCCUGCAGGCGGCCGUGCGGUAUCUGCGCGAGGACAACCGGCGCGCGAGGACGACGGAGCAGCACAACUACGACUGGCUGGCGGAGCCGCUCACGAAGCCGCCGUCGGUCGUCGAGCAGCGCCGCGCUCUCGUCGUCGCCGAGGGCAAGGACGCGCUCAGCGAGCUGGUCAAGUUCGCGACGUCGGCGCGGGUGUACGACCUCGCGGCGCUGCCCGAGGACAAGCUCGCGUGGAGGCCCGCCCGCAGCACGCCGCAGUACCACGCGGCCAAGCAGAGGGAGGACCUCGCGGCGUGGACGAGCUGGCGGGACUCGGUGCUCAAGAAGUCAGAGGUGGUGCUGGGCCGCAAGGACACGGCGGCGGAGAAGCGGCAGAUGAUGAAGAAGAGCGUGGCGGCGAGGUUGCAGAUCCGUCUGCCGGACGCGGACGGCAAGACAGUGCCUGGGGGCGGGCGGGACGUGCAGAUUGUGGGAUCGCGCGAGUGGGAGGGGAUGCAGGGCCGCCUGGCGGCCGCUAUAUGA